This is a messenger RNA of Aspergillus melleus, 1407 nucleotides long. Its product is annotated as MFS transporter. The record is from RefSeq and is a predicted model, not a curated record. The coding region runs from base 1 to 1407 and encodes 468 amino acids. NCBI's taxonomy places the organism in Eukaryota, Fungi, Ascomycota, Eurotiomycetes, Eurotiales, Aspergillaceae. Gene Ontology annotation, molecular function: transmembrane transporter activity. The transcript is spliced from 2 exons. Gene Ontology annotation, biological process: transmembrane transport.
AUGCUGGGCGCCUCCUUCGCGGGCUUGAUCUCACCGAUGUCAGCGAGCAUCUACUAUCCCGCUCUGCCGGCCCUAGCGGAGGAUAUGCACGUAUCGAAUUCGUUGAUAAAUUUGACAGUCAUGACAUAUCUGAUAUUCCAAGGCAUCGCACCCUCCUUUACCGGCUCCCUCUCCGACGCCUACGGCCGUCGUCCAGCGUACAUGAUCUGUUUCACGAUCUACGUCGGCGCAAAUAUCGGACUAGCGCUACAGAACAACUACGCCGCACUGAUGGUGCUCCGGUGUCUCCAGGCUUGUGGAAGUAGUGGGACUAUUGCUGUCGGCAGCGCGGUGGUGGCAGAUAUGUCGACGCGGGCUGAACGAGGGAAGUAUAUUGGAUACGCGACUAUCGGGAUGACGUUAGGUCCGGCUCUGGGGCCGGUUAUAGGAGGUCUACUGGACCAGUUCCUGGGCUGGCGUUGGAUCUUUUGGUUUCUCGCUAUCCUUGGAGGUGCCUUGUUGGUUGUUUUCCUGGUGUUUGUGCCCGAGACGUGUCGUGCUGUUGUGGGGAAUGGAUCGGUACCUGCGCAGAGGUGGAAUAGGUCUAUUUUGGGAAUGGUGAGGGAGGGGUUGAGAUUGAAGAAGGGACAACGGAAGGAAAAUACGAUUGAUUACGAGUCUGUGCAGCAAAGUGGAAAGAGACCGAAUCCGCUGACCUCAGUGCGGAUUGCCACGGAGAAAGAAACAGGGCUAAUCCUAUUAUACGGAGCGCUGCUGUAUGCCGGGUUCACGAUCGUGAUAAGCACUCUGUCAGCGCAACUAGAGAGCCGGUUCAACUUCAAUGCCAUCCAAGUGGGACUGUGCUACUUGCCCUUCGGCAUCGGGAGUCUUACGUCAAGAUGGACGGUCGGAGUUGUGUUGGAUUGGAAUUUCAAGCGCGAGGCAAAGAAGCAGGGCCUGUCGAUCGUCAAGAACAAGCAGCAGGAUAUUCGCGAGUUUGAUAUCGAAGCUGCGAGGCUAAAGGUGACCAUUCCGCUGGUUUACGCUGCUUGUCUGUGCAUUAUCGGAUACGGCUGGGUCAUGGACUAUAAGACCACACUGGCUGGACCUCUGGUGAUGCUGUUUUUCACUGGUCAUUUGACGACGGGCGCCUUCACGACACUCAGCACCCUGGUGGUGGAUGUGCAUCGACAUGGGCCUGCAACGGCCGUUGCGGCGAACAACCUCGUGCGCUGUCUACUAGGUGCAGUGGCUGCAGCAGUUGGGACACCGUUGAUUGAUCGCAUUGGAAUUGGAUGGACGGCAACCUUUGUUGCUGGCAUUUGGGCCGUUUUUAGCCCGUUGCUGUGGAUGGUGUCUCGCUGGGGUCAUGGAUGGAGAGAAGAGAUGAGAGUCAAGGGUGAAGCGGAGAAGGACGCAAGGGGGUGA